AUGUCAUGUAAUUACGCGGAAGGACUAUCACCAUACGAACACAAAGGCAUCUUGGGCGUACCAGAAAAAUUUGACACGCUUGAGAAGUUCAACGAGAAAUGCGAAAUUUUGGCUCGGCUAAUGUGUCAGAGUAAACACACUGUGGUUCAUACUGGAGCUGGGAUAAGUACUUCAGCUGGGAUACCAGAUUUUAGAGGACCAAAUGGUGUUUGGACAUUGGAAAAAGAAGGGAAGCGUCCAUCUUCAAAUGUAUCAUUUGCUGAUGCACAACCUACAAAAACCCAUAUGAUAUUGAAGAAAUUGGUAGAGUCCAAUAAAGUGCAAUAUAUAGUUAGCCAGAACAUUGAUGGUCUACACUUAAAAUCUGGAUUGCCACGAAAGUGUUUGUCUGAAUUACAUGGCAAUAUGUUUAUUGAUGAGUGCAGCCUUUGUAAAAGGCAGUUUGUGCGAAGCUGUCCAGUUGAGACAGUUGGGAAAAAAUGCAGUGGAGUUCCAUGUGCGUCAGGUCAUAAUGGUGGAAGACCUUGUCGUGGGCGUCUGUAUGAUGGAGUUCUAGACUGGGAACAUGAUUUACCAGAAAAUGACUUGUUAAUGGCAGAAUGGCAUUCAAGUAUUGCAGAUUUGAGUAUUUGUUUAGGCACAACGUUACAAAUAAUUCCCAGUGGAAAUCUACCUCUUGAGACUGUGAAGUAUGGCGGAAAGCUAGUUAUAUGUAACUUGCAGCCCACUAAACAUGACAACAAAGCGGACCUGGUAAUAAAUUACUAUGUUGAUGAUAUAUUACAAAAAGUAAUGAACAUAUUAGAAAUUGAUAUACCAGUUUAUAAUGAAAAUGACAAUCUUGUAAAGUUAGCUGAAUCAUCAGUUAUAGAGUGGACCAUUCAUAAAAAAGAUGUGUUAUUAUUAGAAAAGAUUUUUAAAGCAAAGUGUAAAGGUGUCAAGAAAAAAAGAACUUUAAUAAAAGUUAAAAGAAAUUGUGAAGAAUCGCUAUUAACAAAUCACGUGAAUUCUAAGCAUAUUAAGUUGGAAAUAAAGGAAGAAUGUUUGUAG
This is a messenger RNA of Parnassius mnemosyne (clouded apollo), 1050 nucleotides long. The record is from the annotation of a GenBank genome assembly. Lineage: Eukaryota; Metazoa; Arthropoda; Insecta; Lepidoptera; Papilionidae.